UCCAACUUCACAUUAACUUUCUCUCAUUUUUCUUUUCUUUCUUGUCUUCUCUCUUUUCCAGGAAAACGUUUUCUCGAGCUUUAUUUCUUUUUGAUCUGCCAUGAAAAAACCAGGUCUUUUAGCGGCCUCAGUCGCCGUCGCUUCUGCUUCUGCCUACUUUGAUUCCUCUUAUUCUUCAAGUUUCGUUUGCAACCCUUCUGUUCAAUUUUCUCACAAGGGAGGAGAAGGAGAAAAUAAGAAUUCAUCGGGUGAAACGAAGAUCUCAAAGGAUAAAUUUGCCCCAAGGUUUAAUGGGUUGAGAUUUAUUGAGACGCUUAUCACUGCUCAUAGAUAAGGCGUGGUCGAUUGAGAUGAGAAGGGUUCUUCCCCAUAUGAAUUUUAUGUUUUUUUUUUGGUUACUUCGUCACAGAAAAUUAUAUUAAAAGGAUUUUUCAUUUUCAUUUUUCUGUUAAGGUAAUAUAAUUUUUACCACAGAAUUGAAAUGUUUGAGGGUUUUCAUAUGGUA
Humulus lupulus (European hop) is the source of this 505-nucleotide messenger RNA. RefSeq lists its product as uncharacterized. Lineage: Eukaryota; Viridiplantae; Streptophyta; Magnoliopsida; Rosales; Cannabaceae. The record is from RefSeq and is a predicted model, not a curated record. The transcript has 2 exons. Bases 101 to 334 code for a protein of 77 amino acids.